CAGAAUGACUUAAGCACACACAUUUUUGAAAAGAUGUUCUCUGCUUCAGACGUCGUAAAUGUCUUGUCAAUAUUUACACUAACGCGCAUCCUUUGUCAUGUUUGUUCAUUGUGUACAUAUGUCGUCGUCAUUCCUGCCAUGUGGCCGUUUUCAUCAUAACUAAAUUUAGCCUAUUCGAAUUUAUAAAGGGAGGAGCUUAUUAAUUCCAGUCGUGUGGUAUAACACUGUGCUUCGCAUCGGUUGAUCACAUUUCAUUCUGGAAACCAUUCGGACCAUUCAACACCUGGGAAGGUCGAUUUCGUCAUCAUGGUUAAGUCGGUGGUACUCGUCGUCCUCGCCGUAGUCGUAGCGGUCAACGCUCAGAAGCCGGUCUGUUAUCCUCCUCAGUUUAUGGGUGGGCUAGGAUUCACUGUCGGCCAGACUGGUCCCGAUGGUAGACCAGAGGGUUAUACACUGAAUGAGUACGGUGCCUGGGACUUUGCUCAAAGGAGACUUGGUCUCAAUAUGGAUAUCUUUUAUCCCAAUGGAACUACCUACAACUUCCGUGUAAUCCAGGACUACACCGCGGGAACGCAGUUUACUAUUUUUGAGCAAUAUCGAUUCUGCGCCAAGCAGAAACCACCUACCGAACCCGAAAAUUGUAUUCCAGCCAACACCAGUGUAGCUUUCCGCGGGUUCCUGGGCGCUGGAAAGGACCGACUCGACUACGAUCUUUACACCAUGAAGCUAACCAAGGAGGAAACGGGUAAUCUCGAGGGGGACGUCACCUUCGGUAUCAUAAGGGGAAAAGAAUUCAACAUCCCUCUCUCAAACACCUUCAUCGGGACUUACUUCGACGGUGAAACCCCAUAUGCUCAAGUGUCAAGUGGAGGUUAUUACAAUGUCGAGAUAGGGAUUAAUGACCCAAAGAGAUGGUUUGAAGUACCCGAUUACUGCCCUCAGGAACUGACCGACUUGACCACGCUGCCAAAACACAUUCCCAAGUGGACUUGGAUUCGUCUUCCUGCACCACGCCUCUUUUAAAUGUCCGUUAAUCCGAUGCCGAAAUUCCUGGACUUGUCCAAGUAAAAAAAGUGUCCAUCGUAUUACGAGAGGAUUGAUUUUUAACAGAACAUCAAUAAAGAUAUCGCAUUUGCUGUUAUUUGUAGUGAAAAUAAAUUAGUUGGAUAUUUCUUAUUUAUUCUUGUGAUUUUGAUUUUGAUUUAUAUUUCUAUGAAUUAAUAUUUGAAAUGACACCUAUACUAAGUAACUAUUUUCCCUAUUGAACAUAAAUCUUCGCACUCUUAUUGAUAUUUUUCGAUUGUAUCUGUGAAUACAAAAUAAUUUUUAAUCCUGAUUAAAUGAGUAUUUUUAAUUUUCAACAAGA
Messenger RNA from Lytechinus pictus (painted urchin), 1366 nucleotides. Its product is annotated as development-specific protein LVN1.2-like. NCBI's taxonomy places the organism in Eukaryota, Metazoa, Echinodermata, Echinoidea, Temnopleuroida, Toxopneustidae. The transcript has 7 exons. Gene Ontology annotation, molecular function: calcium ion binding. The record is from RefSeq and is a predicted model, not a curated record. Gene Ontology annotation, cellular component: lysosome; extracellular region. Gene Ontology annotation, biological process: cell-matrix adhesion. Bases 307 to 1023 code for a protein of 238 amino acids.